AUGCUUCGGCAGGCCCUUCUGCGUAGCUACAUAGCAAGACCUGCAAUUGUCGAACAUAGUAUCCUUAGGACCUAUGCUACUGCUACCAGAAUUCCAAGGGGUCCAAUAGUACCCCCUCCAACAACUUCCAUCAAACCCAAGCGAAAGACUGUCAAACCGCUGGUUCGAAUAGUUGAUGGCUUCAAGAAAUUCAAACCAAUCACUCCUGGAAUGAGACACGUCAGGAUGUUGAUCAAUCCUCAUUUGUGGAAGGGCAAACCAGUUCGCGAGCUCACUGUACCCUUACGAAAAAAAGGCGGCAGGAAUAACACAGGGCAAGUCGUCGUACGUUCAAGAGGAGGGGGUCACAAAAGGAGACUCAGGACUGUAGACUUUCAUCGAAGCCGUCCAGGUCCUCACGACGUCGUCCGAAUAGAAUACGAUCCUAACCGUUCUGCGCACAUUGCUCUCAUCAAAUGCAGAGACAAAACGGUAGAGCAACCAUGGUCAUAUAUAUUGGCUUGCGAAGGGCUCAGAGCAGGAGACGUUGUUACAAGCUACAGAGGGGGAAUCCCUGACGGACUGGUGGAAGGAUAUGUGGAUGAUCCCAAGAGCAUCAAUAAAUCAAGUCAAGAUGGUAAUGAAGGAAACGAAGAAACUUCUGAAACUGCCCUUUCCCUGGGUAUUCUACGUAGUGUGACCAUCAAAACCGGCAACGUACUACCCCUGCGACUUAUCCCUCCGGGAACGAUCAUACACAACCUAGCUCUCGACCCAAAGGGGCCAGGCCGAUUAGUACGGUCCGCUGGAACUUUUGCUACCAUGAUGAUGCAGGAAGAGAAGGGUGAAUAUUGCCAAGUACGGUUGCAGUCGGGAGAGAUCCGUAGGAUAAGAGCGGAUUGCUGCGCAACUAUAGGAAAAGUUAGCAACGCUAAUUGGAAGGGUAGAAUGUUAGGAAAAGCAGGUCGAAGCAGAUGGAUGGGUCGACGCCCGCACGUUCGAGGAAUGGCCAUGAACGCGUAA
Molecule: messenger RNA, 1002 nt
Organism: Acaulospora colombiana
Lineage: Eukaryota; Fungi; Glomeromycota; Glomeromycetes; Diversisporales; Acaulosporaceae
Source: the annotation of a GenBank genome assembly